This is a messenger RNA of Prunus armeniaca (apricot), 666 nucleotides long. Lineage: Eukaryota; Viridiplantae; Streptophyta; Magnoliopsida; Rosales; Rosaceae. The record is from the annotation of a GenBank genome assembly.
AUGGGACGAAGGCCAGCCAGGUGCUAUCGCCAGAUCAAGAACAAACCCUACCCGAAAUCCCGUUUCUGCCGUGGUGUUCCGGACCCUAAGAUCCGAAUCUACGAUGUGGGUAUGAAGAAGAAGGGCGUGGAUGAGUUUCCCUUCUGCAUCCACCUCGUUUCUUGGGAGAAAGAAAACGUUUCGAGCGAAGCUCUCGAGGCCGCUCGUAUCGCCUGCAACAAGUACAUGGCCAAGUUCGCCGGAAAGGACACCUUUCAUUUGCGGGUUAGGGUUCACCCCUUCCAUGUUCUCAGGAUCAAUAAGAUGCUUUCUUGUGCCGGAGCCGAUAGGCUUCAGACUGGUAUGAGAGGUGCUUUUGGGAAGCCCCUGGGUACUUGCGCUAGGGUUGAUAUUGGUCAGGUGCUUCUCUCUGUUCGUUGCAAAGAUAGCAACAAGAACCAUGCUCAUGAGGCUCUCCGCCGUGCCAAAUUCAAGUUCCCUGGUCGUCAAAAGAUCAUUGAGAGCAGGAAAUGGGGCUUUACCAAGUUCAGCCGAGCUGACUAUGUCAGGUUGAAGGCAGAGCAUCGUAUUGUUCCUGAUGGUGUCAAUGCCAAGCUUUUGGGAUGCCAUGGAUCUUUGGCUUUGCGCCGUCCUGGAGGAGCAUUCAUUGAUGCUGCUGUGAACUGA